This is a messenger RNA of Osmerus eperlanus (European smelt), 3268 nucleotides long. It is a transcript of the gene prkcea, whose product is annotated as protein kinase C, epsilon a. Gene Ontology annotation, cellular component: nucleus; cytoplasm. Gene Ontology annotation, molecular function: ATP binding; diacylglycerol-dependent serine/threonine kinase activity. The record is from RefSeq and is a predicted model, not a curated record. Bases 80 to 1870 code for a protein of 596 amino acids. NCBI's taxonomy places the organism in Eukaryota, Metazoa, Chordata, Actinopteri, Osmeriformes, Osmeridae. Gene Ontology annotation, biological process: protein phosphorylation. The transcript is spliced from 14 exons.
GGAAGAAGUAAGUAAGGUACAUGUGCUGUGUCUCUAGGUUGACUUGGAGCCAGAAGGGAAGGUGUAUGUGGUCAUCGACAUGUCAGGGUCGUCGACUGAAGCAACCAGUGAGAAUGAGGAGCGAGUAUUCCGCGAGCGGAUUGGUCCUCGGAGACGACAAGGGGCGGUCCGAAGGCGUGUCCACCAGGUGAAUGGACACAAGUUCAUGGCGACCUACCUACGACAGCCUACGUACUGCUCUCACUGCAGGGACUUCAUCUGGGGAGUUUUGGGAAAGCAAGGCUACCAGUGCCAGGUGUGUACCUGUGUGGUCCACAAGCGCUGCCAUGAGCUCAUCAUCACCAAGUGUGCUGGGAUGAAGAAGCAGGAGGAGACCCCAGAUGAGGUGGGCUCUCAGAGGUUUAGUGUGAACAUGCCCCACAAGUUCAGCAUCCACAACUACAAGGUCCCCACCUUCUGCGACCACUGUGGCUCGCUGCUCUGGGGUCUGAUGAAGCAGGGCUUGCAGUGCAAGGUGUGCAAGAUGAACGUGCACCGGCGCUGUGAGGCUAACGUGGCUCCCAACUGUGGCGUUGACGCCAGGGGCAUCGCCAAGGUCCUCGCUGACAUGGGCGUGACUCCCGACAAGAUCUCCAACACUGCUCAGCGCAGGAGGAAGCUGGCUCCAGGGCAGGAUCCUCCCCAAUCUCUUCCAGACCUCUCCCAAUCAGAGGAGAACAGCUUCAGCCAAGCCCCGCCCACCUCACCCUCACAGCAGGAGCUGGCAGAGUUGGCUCGUCUGCACCAGGUGCUGUCACUGGACCAGCAGGGACCAGAUCACUCUUCCUCCUCCUCCUCUACCUCAGCAGGGCAGGGCCAGAGGAGGAGCCUCAAGGACUUCCUCUUCAUCAAGGUCCUGGGCAAGGGCAGCUUCGGGAAGGUGAUGCUGGCGGAGCUGAAGGGCUCUGAUGAGGUGUACGCUGUGAAGGUUCUGAAGAAGGACGUGAUCCUGCAGGAUGAUGACGUGGACUGCACCCUGACGGAGAAACGCAUCCUGGCCCUGGCUCGCAGACACCCCUACCUCACCCAGCUGCACUGCUGCUUCCAGACACGAGACCGCUUGUUUUUUGUGAUGGAGUACGUGAAUGGGGGAGACCUCAUGUUUCAGAUCCAGCGCUCAAGGAAGUUUGACGAGCCGCGCUCACGCUUCUACGCCGCCGAGGUCACUUCUGCGCUCAUGUUCCUGCACCGCAACGGCGUCAUCUACAGGGAUCUGAAGCUAGAUAACAUCCUGCUGGAUGCGGAGGGCCACUGUAAGCUGGCUGACUUUGGGAUGUGUAAGGAGGGCAUCAUGGACGGGGUCACCACCACCACCUUCUGUGGCACACCUGACUACAUCGCCCCUGAGAUCCUGCAGGAGCUGGAGUACGGCGCGUCGGUGGACUGGUGGGCUCUGGGGGUGCUGAUGUACGAGAUGAUGGCCGGACAGCCUCCCUUCGAGGCGGACAACGAGGACGACCUGUUUGAGUCCAUCCUCCAUGACGACGUCCUGUACCCCGUCUGGCUGAGCAAAGAGGCUGUGUCCAUCCUCAGAGCUUUUAUGACGAAGAACCCAGCCAAGCGUCUGGGUUGUGUGGUGACUCAGGGGUAUGAAGAAGCCAUCAAGGCCCAUCCCUUCUUCAAAGAGAUCGACUGGGUGCUUUUGGAACAGCGAAGGGUUAAACCUCCCUUUAAACCACGCAUAAAGACGAAGCGGGAUGUGAAUAACUUUGACCAGGACUUCACCAAAGAAGAGCCUGUGUUAACACCCACUGAGGAGGUCAUAGUGAGGCAAAUCAACCAGGAGGAGUUCAAAGACUUCUCCUACUGCGCAGAGGACACACAAACCUAGCACACACACACAAAGUCACUCCUUUACUUUAUAGCUAUUGGUUGUUGUUACUUUUAAAAUAUUAUUUACUGCGUUGUUGGUGUUUGUGUUGCCUGGCUUUAUUAUGAAUACACACACAUGCACUCUUGUAGCAGUCACACACACACACACACACACACACACACACACACACACACACACUGCUUCAUGCCCUGAGGUACCUGGACCCUGGGUGUUAGGGUGACAGCUAUAUAUAGCCUAUGUUGGUUUGUAUUGUGUUGAUAUUGUUUGUUAGUGAUGCUGUGUGCAGCAUGGAGAAGCACCCUAUCUCUGGUACUCUUCUGAUUAUUGUGUACCAGUUAGGGCCAAAUACCCUUGUGCAAUACCCUGAAUAUAUAUAUGAAUAUAUAUAUAUAUAUAUAAUAUAUACAGUAUAUUUUAAUGUUUUUCUUUUUUUGACUGGCAAUGUACUUUAUUGGUUUCUUGUAUGACUGAAGCUGUAUCCUAUUGGUUCAAUUUACUUUGUACAGUUCCUUUCUUAUGUGACAUUUCCUCUGUGGUUAGUGCUGGCCAUGACUGAAUCAAAGUUCUGGUCUGCCGUAAAGACCAGCUCAUUCUCAACGUCUAACACGUACAAUCUCUCUCUGUCUGUAUGUAGAAAGUGUACAUUGGAUAGAGAGGACAGGCUAUCUAAUUACCUGGGCCAGCUUCCAGUGAGCCUUGCUGAAAUAUCUCCCCAGGACACAACCAUUCAUAGACUUGGUUCUGGGGUCUAAUCAGUUCCGUGUAUGCUGUGGUGUGUCUGUCUUGUGCUGUAUGUGUGUGUCAUGUUUUGAAUGUAUUUUGUCUGUUUCAUUUCUGGUCCGUGUCAUACGUCCGUGUCACUUCCUGUAGCACCCUCGUGUUCUGAGCAGGGGUCCUCCUCAGGAUCUAGCAGCCAAAAUCUUAGUGUCUGCUUUUCUAACUCGCUUUUUAAAGAAUAUUUAUCUUUCUUUGCUCUCUUUUUUAUUGUGACAAGUAUCUGGAAAUAUAUGUGGUGUACAAGACAAUACUCAACUUUCCUACACUACAUUGUAGCUGUGUUCAUUUAGUCAGAGGUAAUGUGAAAACAAACCAGCAGCAGAAUUAGGCCUACCUCUUAUUUUUUCUUUCAUAUACACACACACACACACACACGCUAAGACUGUUUGCGCUUCAUUGUGUCCAGUGUUCUGAGCAGAGCUGCUUGGCUCCUGUGUGCAGUGUUCUGAGCAGAGCUGCUUGGCUCCUGUGUGCAGUAGUCGGAGUGUAGUGACGCUUCAAGCACCCGGGGUAGAUCAGUUUCUGGUCGCACUAUUUUACUCCGUGCCAAAAUGUAGUGUAACAGCAGGACUGUCCUGUCUGGUCUGCUUCCUAAUAAACAUUGAGCUGUCUACAUAA